AACUUAACUAAAAUGAAUAAAAUCAAGAAGAUAUUAUAUAAGUAUAAGGAUUUAUAUAUUUUUGGGGUUUAAAUACUGAAUUAUCUUUAUAUCCUUCAAACAACGAAGAAAUAAUAAUCCCAUAAAAAAUAUAAACAUAAACUUAAUUUAUUUAAAUUUCCUCAGGAGGAAAUUUUUGUGCAGCAAUAAGUACUGAUAAGUGUCUUUAUACAUGGGGAUUUAAUAAAAAUUAUAGAAAUGGAUAAUCAGAAUAAGUUAGUUUGCCUUAAAAAAUUUCAAAUUUAUAAAAUAUUAUUUCUGUAUCAUGUGGUAAUUGGCAUACUCUUGCAAUUAAUUCCGAUUUCUAAGUAUUUAUUUACAUUAUUUUUUAUAAAAAAAUAAAAUAAAAAAAAAGCUUUAUGUCGUAGGACAUAAUAAAUACGGAGCAUGUGGAUUAGAAAAAUAGGAUGAAAUUAAUUCAUUUACAUUAAAUACUAGUAUUUAAGACACAAAGAUAACUCAAAUAAGUGCCGGAGAUGGCUUUUCAUUAUUUUUAGAUGAUAAAAAAUAAAUAAGUUCAUGUGGUUUUCGAUUAAGGCAUGGAAAUAUGGAAAACAAACAUUAAUUUAAAAUUCAAAGAAUAGAAGUUCUCUAAAAUAUACCUAUAAAAUAUAUAAAUGCUGGCUUUUCUCAUGCUGCUUGCAUAUAAGAUUAAACAGGGGAAGUUUUUACAUGGGGAAAUGGAUUUUUUUAUUAAUUAGGUCAUGGUAGUAAGUAAAGCUUGAAAACAGCUAAAAAAAUAAAAGGAUUAAAUAGAAUAAAAAAUAUUUCAUGCUCAAGAGGAGAAAAGUAUUGUCAUACAAUUUGUGUUAAUGAGGAUAAUGAAGUAUUUAGUUGGGGAAGUGGAUAUAAAGGAAAAUUAGGUCAUUAUAAAGAAUGGACUCAUGAAAAUCAAAAUGAUGAAAAAAUACCGAAAAAAAUUGUUAAUUUUAAAACUAACGGAGCUGAUUUAGCAGUUGCAGGAGGUAUUCAUUCUGGUAUCUUAGGUUUAGAUAAAAAUUUGUAUACUUUUGGUUGUGGUUCAAAUGGUAGAUUAGGACAUAAAAAAUAUUAAAAUUAUGUUUAUUUAUAUAGAGAAGGUAUCCCAAAAGCUAUUCAAGGUAUUAAAGGAAAAAAUUGCUUUGAUAUAGCUUCUAGUUAUUAUUAUAUGAUUGCUUUAUGUAAAGAAUGAAUAUCGUGUAUUUUUUUAUUUAUUUUGUAUUAAAUAAAAUACUAAUUAUUAGUAAUAGU
Messenger RNA from Ichthyophthirius multifiliis, 1269 nucleotides. RefSeq lists its product as hypothetical. Lineage: Eukaryota; Ciliophora; Oligohymenophorea; Hymenostomatida. The record is from RefSeq and is a predicted model, not a curated record. The transcript has 2 exons.